CCCACCGCCUCUCGAUUCCUGCGCCACACCGUCCUCAGGCUCCAGAGGACUUUGGAAGAGUGCCCCAGAGGAAUCGCUUGGCAGCGGCGUGCCAGAAGCCCCCGGGAGGCACGGCCGUCCGCUUCCCACACUUUGCUGCGCACUUUCUUGUGGUGCACCGGGACUUAGAACUGUCACCAGGCGGGUGGAUGCGGGCGCGAUGGACAGCGGCGCACUGUCCCGACUUGUGCCCACCUCGCCUGCGGUCCCUGGUGCCUGCGGUGUCCGACGGAGACCCAAGUCCCCCGAACUGCUGCGCUGCAGCCGGCGGCGGCGGCGGCCAGGAUCGGCAGAGGCCGGGGGCGGCGCGGCAGCAGUGGCGCGGCGCAAUGAGCGUGAGCGCAACCGCGUGAAGCUUGUGAACUUGGGCUUCCAGGCGCUGCGGCAGCACGUGCCGCACGGGGGCGCCAGCAAGAAGCUAAGUAAAGUAGAGACGCUGCGCUCAGCUGUGGAGUACAUCCGCGCGCUGCAGAGCCUGCUGGCUGAGCAUGAUGCGGUGCGCGCCGCGCUGGCCGGGGGUCUGCUGGCCCCGGCUGCGCGGCCUCCUCCGCCCCGCGGGCCGCCUGAGACUCCCCCCAUCGCUGCCUCGCCCUCCUGCGCCUCUUCGUCCCCUGGCCGCGAAGGCAGCUCGGAACCUGAGUCCCCUCGUUCGACCUACUCAUCCGAUGACAGCGGCUGCGAGGGCGAAUUGAGCCCCGCGGAGCGCGAGCUCCUAGACUUCUCCAGCUGGUUAGGGGGCUAUUGAGUGCCUUGGCGCCCUACCCCCGGUUUAAGCCGCAGUCCAGGAGGCCCGACGGCAAGCAUGCCUAGCAGCGAGCUCACCGUCAUUUGGGAGCCGCAUGGUGGGCCAGGGACGCCGCCGACGCUGCCUUGUUGGGUCCAGACUCACCCAGUGCCAGCGAGGAAACUACCCCUCUACGGACUGGCAUCGGCCUCUGAGCUCCCCCAAUAGGGCGUCAACGCUUGGAGAACUUUCCCGCGGAGUUUUAUAAGGACAGAGCCUAUUUUUUACGCUUUAACUUGAAUUGCCGCCGGGACUGCUGAAACCUUGAAGACUGAUUUUUGUACAAAGGAUCGUUAUGGAUGGAGCACAAUAAAAAUCGCCUGUCCUCCCCCCACCCCCCCUACCUGGAAUUUCCAACCUGGCCAAGGUGUGGUCCUAGCAGCCCCUGAAGGCAGGGUGCCUGGUGGGACUCCCCUCCUCUGAAGCCCAGCCUAGGGAGGGUGCUUGGUUGCUUGGGCCCACUGACUAGCUGACCUGGGUGAGAACACCUGUUUUAACCGAGGUGAAUA
Molecule: messenger RNA, 1332 nt
Organism: Marmota flaviventris (yellow-bellied marmot)
Lineage: Eukaryota; Metazoa; Chordata; Mammalia; Rodentia; Sciuridae
Gene: Ascl2
Product: achaete-scute family bHLH transcription factor 2
Biological process (GO): regulation of neurogenesis; neuron differentiation; sensory organ development
Cellular component (GO): RNA polymerase II transcription regulator complex
Molecular function (GO): RNA polymerase II transcription regulatory region sequence-specific DNA binding; protein dimerization activity; DNA-binding transcription factor activity, RNA polymerase II-specific
Source: RefSeq, a predicted model, not a curated record